This is a messenger RNA of Trichoplax adhaerens, 567 nucleotides long. RefSeq lists its product as uncharacterized. The coding region runs from base 1 to 567 and encodes 188 amino acids. Lineage: Eukaryota; Metazoa; Placozoa; Uniplacotomia; Trichoplacea; Trichoplacidae. Gene Ontology annotation, biological process: mRNA export from nucleus; mRNA processing. The transcript is spliced from 8 exons. Gene Ontology annotation, cellular component: THO complex part of transcription export complex. The record is from RefSeq and is a predicted model, not a curated record.
AUGGCUGAUGACGAAAUCAUUCGCAAGAGAUUACUUCUUGAUGGCGAUGGCAGUGGUGAUGAAAAAAGAUUAGUAACAUUUAUGAAGUCAUUUCUUAAAUGGUGCAAUAAUCCUAAUGAAGACGAUGCUAGCAAUAGCGCAUUUUUUGAACGCUUGUUGGCCAUGUUAGCCACUUGCCAAUCUACAAUAGCCAAGAAUUACCUAGUUUAUCAAAUGAAUAAAAGGGAGUUGGAAAAUUAUCAAGUUUUGAAUGAAGAUUUGACUGAUAGAAUUAAAAGAGCACAAGAAGAUAUCUGUAAUUUGAAAGAAGAAUUACAAGAGGCAAAAAGAACCCGUAGACAUCAGCAAGAGUAUGAUGCCUUAGGUAAAGCUAUCCAACAGCAUCCAAAUAAAGAGGAGACUACAAAAAUCUUAACUGCCCUCGAAUCGCAUAGCGCUGUCGAGAAGGAAUUAGAUCAAGAGUUGGAACUGAGAAGGAAGCAAUUGUACGUCUUAGUACACGCAAUUAACCAGUUGAAAGCAAGUUUAAGCGAAAACGGGCAGUCCAAGAAUGAAACACAGCAGUAA